Messenger RNA from Metopolophium dirhodum (rose-grain aphid), 879 nucleotides. RefSeq lists its product as uncharacterized. NCBI's taxonomy places the organism in Eukaryota, Metazoa, Arthropoda, Insecta, Hemiptera, Aphididae. The record is from RefSeq and is a predicted model, not a curated record. The transcript has 2 exons. The coding region runs from base 1 to 879 and encodes 292 amino acids.
AUGGCGCAAUUUCAAUUGCGAAAGUGGGCCAGCAACAAUAGUCAACUUCUGCAAACUGUACCAGAUGAAGCCCGUGUCAUUUCACCAUCUGACCUUUUCGAGAGCAGUGAACAUUCAGACUUGAAGGUGCUAGGUCUGAAGUGGGACCCGGUAGCUGAUAAUUUUUGUUUCAAAGCUAAACCGUCAGCAGUCAUUCCAACGAAGCGUACAGUCCUUUCAGACAUUGCUAGGAUUUUUGAUCCGUUAGGCUUGCUGUCGCCGACAACAUUCUGGACGAAACACGUCAUGCAUCAACUCUGGAUUGCUGGAGUCAAACGGGAUGAAGAAAUACCAAAGGAUAUCGCUGUAAUGUGGACACGAUAUCAGUCAGAGCUAAUGUUAAUUGAAGCCGUCUCUAUCCCUCGUUGGAUCACAUUUGACGACGCCACAUCGAUCCAACUCCACGCAUUCUCGGAUAGUUCGGAAAAAGGAUACGCUGCGGCCGUUUACCUUCGAACCACAACUCCUACCUCAGUUCAUUGUCACCUUACAGACUCAACCACCGCUUUAGCGUGGAUACAGUCGUCUCCUCAUCGUUGGGCUACGUUUGUUGCUAACCGCACUAGCCAAGUUCACGAGCUCACGUCACCCGACAUUUGGAACCACGUUCCUACACAUCAAAAUCCAGUUGAUUGUGCGUCUCGUGGACUUUUUCCAUCAGAACUUGCCACUCAUCUGUUGUGGUGGACAGGACCUGCAUAUUUACUAGAAUCUGCUGACGAAUGGCCGUCUGCUGUAAACCGUUCAAAUACAACUGAUGCUAACAUCUCCACAGAAGCGCGAAAAUGUACCGUUCUCCUUACUACGACAAACUGCUGUUACCGUGUAAUCAUCGCUUAA